Molecule: messenger RNA, 345 nt
Organism: Haemonchus placei
Lineage: Eukaryota; Metazoa; Nematoda; Chromadorea; Rhabditida; Trichostrongylidae
Source: the annotation of a GenBank genome assembly
AUGUCGCUUUUGUGGUCUACCGCAGUCACGGACAUAGCACAUUUCCGAACGGCAAAAAACACCGAUAUUGGUCGUCUGAAGAUGUCACCCCUGACCCAUGUUGAACCCGCGACUGUGAAUGAUGGUUCCAUCAUUCCCCAUGGAUCAGAUGAAUGGAUUGCCAGGGACGAUGUAUUUGGAGAUGGGACCGGAAUCAGUAUGCAUACCUUGCAAGCCUUAUUCAAGGCCUCCAGACAGCUUGUGAUUCCUCGUCCCCAGAAAUCCUUCAAUGCCCUUGAUCUUACCCCUCUGGACAGUGAUCACCCUCAAGAGCCUGAUCAAAUAGAGACGGCGGCAAGCGGCUAG